Messenger RNA from Ascochyta rabiei, 1458 nucleotides. RefSeq lists its product as uncharacterized. The coding region runs from base 1 to 1458 and encodes 485 amino acids. Gene Ontology annotation, molecular function: transmembrane transporter activity. Gene Ontology annotation, biological process: transmembrane transport. Gene Ontology annotation, cellular component: membrane. Lineage: Eukaryota; Fungi; Ascomycota; Dothideomycetes; Pleosporales; Didymellaceae. The transcript is spliced from 6 exons. The record is from RefSeq and is a predicted model, not a curated record.
AUGACAUCUGCUUUGACGAAGCCCAGCGUCUCAGGCGAGAAGUUCGAAGUUCUCAACGACACUGCUGGAACGCACAUCGAUGCCGUCGCUGAAAAAAGGCUGUUGCGAAAAUGCGAUCUCUACGUACUGCCGCCGUUAUUCGUGCUCUUCUUGUUAGCCUUCCUGGACAGGACUAAUAUUGGAAAUGCCAGGAUCCAAGGUCUCGAAGCCGACCUUGACAUGCAUAGCAAUGACUACAACAUAGCGCUCUUUAUUUUCUUCAUCCCGUACAUCCUCUUCGAAGUCCCGUCGAAUCUAGUCUUGAAGAAACUGGCUCCUUCCACGUGGCUAUCUCUAAUCAUGGUCUUAUGGGGUAUUGCAACGAUCGGCAUGGGUUUGGUCCGUAAUUUCGAAGGUUUGAUUGCCAUGCGUGUCUUAUUGGGCUUCUUCGAAGCUGGACUGUUUCCUGGUUGUGUCUACCUCAUUUCCAUGUACUACAAGCGCUAUGAGCUACAAUGGCGCCUGACGCUCUUUUUCACAGCUUCAAUCAUUGCUGGAGCCUUCGGCGGCUUGCUCUCGUUUGCGAUUGCAAAGAUGGAUGGCAUCGCCGGCUACGGUGGCUGGAGGUGGAUCUUCAUCAUCGAAGGGAUUGUCACGGUUGUUGCAGGCUUCGUCACCAAGUUCUGGUGCACAGAUUGGCCAGAAACAGCACGCUUCCUCACCGAAGACGAGCGCGCACUGCUCAUCGCACGCCUCAGCGCAGACACCGGGGACGCAGUCAUGAACCGUCUUGACAGAAGGGCUGCUCGUCGCAUAUUCUCUGACCCCAAGAUCUAUCUGGGAGUUUUGGCAUACUUUGGCGUCGUCAAUACAGGCUACGCCGGCUCUUUCUUCGUACCAACAAUCGUCAAAGAGCUUGGCUACACGUCUUCCGUAGCGCAAGUCCGCUCCAUCCCAAUUUUUGUCGUUGCAACCAUCACCGCCGUUAUCGCAGCAUACCUGUCCGACCGCUUUCGAAACCGCUACUGGCUCACUAUGCUCGGUCUAGUGAUUGCAUCAAUCGGCUACAUAAUGCUGUUGGUUCAAGACAACCUCUCCGCUGGGGUCAAGUACUUUGCACUGUUUUUGAUUGUUCCUGGUGGCUACAUCACGCAGCCUAUAGUACUCGUAUGGAUGUCGAAUUUGGUAUCCGGGCACUACAAACGCUCCAUCAGCUCAGCGAUGCAAGUUGGUUUUGGUAACAUUGGUGGAAUUGUGGCGUCGAAUGUGUUCUUCAAGACGGAGGCACCCAAAUAUCCUACUGGAUAUGGAGUUAGUCUGGGAAUGCUGUGGAUUUGCGGUGCUGCGUGUACAGCGCUGUUCUUCCUGGUCAAAAUUGAGAACAAGAAGAGAGAUAGAGGCGAAAGGGACUGGAGGCUGGAGGAACCAGACGCGGAUAACCUUGGAGACGAUCAUCCACACUUCAGAUUGACGACGUAG